Fomitiporia mediterranea MF3/22 is the source of this 1554-nucleotide messenger RNA. RefSeq names its product MFS general substrate transporter. NCBI's taxonomy places the organism in Eukaryota, Fungi, Basidiomycota, Agaricomycetes, Hymenochaetales, Hymenochaetaceae. Gene Ontology annotation, molecular function: transmembrane transporter activity. The transcript is spliced from 6 exons. Gene Ontology annotation, biological process: transmembrane transport. The record is from RefSeq and is a predicted model, not a curated record. The coding region runs from base 1 to 1554 and encodes 517 amino acids.
AUGGAUGAGAAUGCGAGGAGUUCUCGUCCUCGGGAUGAGUCGACCACGCCUCUACGUACCGAAUCGACCGAACGCACACCUCUAAUCCGACAAGACCAGGCGCGAAAGCCUCCCGCGCGAACACCCACUCCCUUGCCAAAAUGGCAAAUAGCCACACUCCUGUUUCUCCAGCUUUCCGAACCUGUAACUUCCCAGUCGAUCUAUCCGUUUAUUAACGAGCUCAUACAACACCUGGAUGUAAUAAAAGGAGACGAACGCAGAGCUGGAUAUUAUGCUGGACUUUUAGAAUCGUUAUUUUUUGCAUGCGAGGCAACGACUGUCCUCUUCUGGAGUCAUCUAUCUGAUGUUGUGGGGAGACGUCCUGUUCUCUUCUUAGGCUUUGCAGGUCUGUCUGUAUCUAUGGUAAGUUUUGGGUUAUCGAAAACCUUUCUAGGUCUUGCUUUAAGCCGUUGCUUAGCAGGUUUCCUCAAUGGAUAUUCUGGCGUCAUCAAGGGUAUGAUGGGAGAGAUGACUGACCCUUCUAAUAUGGCGCAAGCAUUCGCAUAUAUACCAGUUGUCUGGUCGGUUGGCGCAACGCUCGGGCCAUUCAUCGGUGGUGCGCUCUCGCGGCCAGCAGAGCGCUUUCCAAGUUUGUUCGGCAAUUCUCCGUUUUGGGAGACAUAUCCUUACUUCCUUCCAUGCCUUGUUGCUGCUAUUUUCCCUCUGGCGUCACUGGUUGUGACUUUAAUUUCUCUAAGAGAGACAAGGAAAAGAAGACCUCAAUUGAAACGACCUCCUAGAACACCCUUGCUUCGUCACAGUUCAAUGGCUGGUAGCUUUUUAGGUCAUCCAACACGUUCAGCACUGGAAGACGAACUGAGAAAUAUUCACGAAGCGGAGGAUGAAGCCGCACCGCCGCUUCGAUCUAUACUUACACGUCGCGUUUUCAUUGCCGUGCUGAAUUACUCUCUCCUCUCGCUCAUUGAUAUUGCAUUUCUCGCCAUUGAACCAGUGUUCUACGCGACCUCAAUUCCUUCUGGUGGUCUCGGACUUUCACCACCAACCAUAGGCUUGUGUCUUGGUCUAUACGGUAUGCUCAUGGGUAUAUUCCAUGCAGCUUUCUUCGCAAAAUUCCACGCUCGGCUGGGCGCAAAAACAUUGCUCAUGUUAACACAAUUCGCAACCAUUCCAAUCUUCUUGAUGUUUCCAAUGAUCAACUUUCUUGCUCGACUUUACGGCAAAAGUGCAAUCACGUGGAUUGCUCUCUGUUUCCAGUUAUCUCUGUGUAUAUUCGCCGACAUGAGUGGAGGAUGCGCUUUCAUUUAUGUUACACUCUCCGCUCCAAAUAGGCGGUCGCUAGGUGCUACGAAUGGUCUCGUGGCAGCUGUUACAGCCGCGAUACGUGCGGUCGGGCCGGCCGCAGCAACUUCAUUAUUUGCAGCUUCGCUUGAACAUAAUCUACUUCACGGACUACUUGUUUACUUCGUUCUCAUUGGGCUGGUCAUCCUGGCUGUAUUUGCCGCAUCAUUGCUCCCGGAUAAUGAAGAGGACUGGGAUGACGAUGAUGGAUCUUGA